UCCUAAUCCACCCUCCUUCCCGCUGGCCUGUCGACACUAGGUUCUCGCUGAACCGAGUGCCCUCCCGCCGUCAAGCUGGCCCAACAAGUCCACCUCUGUCCCUGCGACGGCUUCGACGAGCAGAGCAGGAACAACGCCCGCCGUGUCUACAAGCAAUUCUGGAAGAGCGUCAUGGUCACCCGGAAGCCCGCCGCACACGCCCUCUCCAUAAAGACGUCGUCGACCGCCUCGAGCUCCCCCGCCCGCUCCCCCGUCGACUUGGACGGCCACCACUCCAACAUGGCCAUGGCCGACUACCACCAUGCGCAGCCCGCGCCCUUGACCGUCUCCAUUCCAAAGAACAUUCCCAGCCCACAAUGCCGCAAACCAAACCUCGCAGAGAUACUCAACAACACCGCCCCUCCACCCUACACCCUCACUUCCUUCAUGGCCUUUCUCUCCCAAAACCACUGCCUCGAGAACCUCGAAUUCACAAUGGACGCCUCCCGCUAUCGCAAGCACUACUCCAAGAUGGUCAGCCGCCAUCCUGGCAGCCCAAUCUCACCUCUGUCCGACGAGUGCGCCUACGUCCUCAUGCUCUGGCGUCGCUUGAUCGAUGCCUACAUUCGCGAGUCAGGCCCGCGCGAAGUCAACCUUCCAGCCGAGGUCCGCGACAACCUGCUCAGCCUCUCCGACUCCUACGUCCCUCCCCACCCAUCGUCAUUGGACAGUGCCGUGGCCAAGAUCAACGAACUCAUGGAAGAGAGUGUAUUGGUCUCAUUCCUCAACUCGGUCAGCCCACAGAGCGCACAUCCCACCAUCGGCCACGACAGCUAUGCCGGAAGUAACAUUUCGCGCUCCUCGACCCGUAGCUACGAGGAGCGAAGCAUGCUCUCUCGUGCUUCACACCCGCCAGUCGCCGCCCACCAGCGCGCAUCUGCGCCGUCUUCGCUCACUUCUGGCUUCAUGCAAUCCCGCCCCUUCUCUCAUGCCCGCUUCCACUCUCAGCCGACGUCGUCCGGCCCGCCACCGGCAACCCGCAUCACCUCGGGCUACACAAGCGGCAGCGAUGCAUUGACCGACGACUCGGGCAGUGCAAGCAGCCCUUCUGGCAUGAGCGAUCCCCUCACCCCACCCGGUACUCCGCCUGUGAGCGAAUACCCCAUGACUGACUUCCACCAUGCCUACUAUGACAAUGCUCCGAGCAGCGGCACCCCCAGCCCCCGCAACAGCCGCGGAGAGCACAAUGGUCUCGCUAGCGCUACUAGAGAUAGUUGGAAGCGAGUCAGUAGCAAGCUAUGGCCCCGCAAAAAGAGUGGUAGCCAGCUCCGUGACGACGAGCCUGGCGUCAUUGAGGGAGGCCUCUUCUGAGCCUUGCCCAAUGCACCCUCACCCUCACCACCACCACCACACCCUCACCCUCAUUUCCAUGUUCAAAAGCACACGAUUACGACGAUGCAAUCAGAGCGACUUGCAUCAUUUGAAUUAUGCAUACUGGGCUGCAUGUCCACCGGCGUCACUACUUUUUUUUCUCCCUAUCUGCAGUCCUCGGCAUGCAACGGCGCAACUGGCUCACGACCCGGCGAGGUUGUUUUGUUUUCGGCGUUCCCCAUUUUCCAACGACUAGACAUUCACACGGGCGUUGCAAAACUCGUCCUCAUGCUUAUGCACCACUGUGGCUUGGUGCUGAGCAAUUUGGCGGCCUUUUCAGUUUGACAUUGAUCAAGAGUGUAUCACGACCGAAACCCGGCAGGGGUAUGAUUUUGAUACUGGCUUAUUUCAUAUUGACGUGUAUCAUUACGGCUUCUCUUUUCUUGCUGCUUUUCCCAAACACGCUCCUGAGGAGUCAUUUACAGUUGGGAAGCAGAGGCGUUUCUUUCUUGUUCAUAAGGUUUUGACGACGGUUGAAGCAAAGUCGGAUUCAAUUUAGAUACCAAAGGCGCAAGAGAAGCGCUAGAGGAUCAUGACUACAUUUCGGUUGGUUUCCAACCUAACAAAACACUUGUUCUUGCAU
Molecule: messenger RNA, 1993 nt
Organism: Bipolaris maydis ATCC 48331
Lineage: Eukaryota; Fungi; Ascomycota; Dothideomycetes; Pleosporales; Pleosporaceae
Product: RGS domain-containing protein
Source: RefSeq, a predicted model, not a curated record